This is a messenger RNA of Dermochelys coriacea (leatherback sea turtle), 1396 nucleotides long. RefSeq names its product potassium two pore domain channel subfamily K member 18 (gene KCNK18). The record is from RefSeq and is a predicted model, not a curated record. Gene Ontology annotation, molecular function: potassium ion leak channel activity. Lineage: Eukaryota; Metazoa; Chordata; Testudines; Dermochelyidae. Gene Ontology annotation, cellular component: membrane. Bases 1 to 1191 code for a protein of 396 amino acids. The transcript has 3 exons. Gene Ontology annotation, biological process: potassium ion transmembrane transport; stabilization of membrane potential.
AUGGAACUUAGCUCUCCUCCCCAGCAAGACAAAAAGAUGUGCACAAGAGUGUUUUGGGCGGUGUUUCCUCAUGCCUGCUUCAUCUCUUCUCUAGUGAUCUAUGCUUUUCUGGGGGCGGUCAUGUUUUCUCACAUUGAGGGUAACAGAAAUUGGAAUGAAAGUGAAGAAUAUAAGGAUUUUUUGCUGGAUCUGUGGAACCUCUCAAAGGAUUUAACAGAAAAUAUGAAAGAAAACCAGGAGACAUUUAAGAAAAGAGCCCAUGUGCUGUUCACCAAAGCUAAGUUGGAAUGGUUUGCUGAUCCAAAAGAACAAUGGUCUUUCCUUGGGUCUCUCUUUUUCUGCUGUACUGUGUUCACAACAGUGGGUUAUGGCCAUAGCUACCCCGUAACAAAGUUUGGAAAAUAUCUGUGUAUGCUAUAUGCAUUAUUUGGCAUACCUCUGAUGUUUUUGGUUCUGACAGACCUGGGAGACAUCCUUGCAGCUAUCUUAUCCAAGUCUUACAAUGAAUUUAGAAAACUUCAGUCAAAAAUGUUAGCCUCUAAACCAGCUAAACUGUGUUCUGGAUGCAUCUGUAUGAAAAACAAGGAUAUAAAAACUGGAUCAUCAUUGCUUAUGCAACACAAAAUAGUCAUCCAGGAACCUUUAGGUAUCACGGAAGUGCUGAAAAGCCAAUCUUCUGUUAAAACGAAGUCACAGCAAUACCGGAAUGCUGAAAUAUUUGAAAUGCUAAUUGCAAGAGAAAAUCAAUACCUUAUGCCACCAAGGAUUAACAAAUUUGAAAGAUGGAAUUCAUGUCCCGAACUAGAUUCAGGGAAGAUGACCUGUGUCAUCGAAAACUUUGGCAAAGAACUCGAAAAGCUAGAUGUGCCCAUCUUGCUAAUGGCACUAAUUGUCUUUGCAUACAUCUCCUGUGCAGCAGCUAUUCUUCCAAAUUGGGAAAACCACAUGGAUUUUGAGGAGGCUUUCUAUUUUUGUUUUAUUACCUUGACAACAAUUGGGUUUGGUGAUAUUCACUUGCAACAUCCCAACUUUUUCUUGUUUUUUUCCCUCUAUAUUGUCAUUGGUAUGGAAAUAGUCGUCAUUGCUUUUAAGCUGGGACAAGACCGAUUGAUUGGCUUGUACAAAAAGGUGAUUUCAUAUGUUAGUAAGAAGACAUCAACACAGUAUGAGAAGUAUCCAUGUAAAAAAUAGCCAUCAUUUCUCCCAGUCACAUUCACUGGCGAUUGCAAUCAGAUGAAAUUGUUUGUGUGUUUUCUAUUACCUGCUUUAUGGAAGGCUUAAAGGGGGCCAUAUUUCCCCCACAUUUACAUGAGCUUCACGCGUCCUGAAAUCAGUAGGAACUUGCUGUAAACUGGCGGAAGGCCUCAGGAGAAAAUAGACAGGUGCAGUCAGCAAG